This is a messenger RNA of Cajanus cajan (pigeon pea), 2126 nucleotides long. Its product is annotated as UDP-N-acetylglucosamine-N-acetylmuramyl-pyrophosphoryl-undecaprenol N-acetylglucosamine protein. Gene Ontology annotation, cellular component: membrane. The record is from RefSeq and is a predicted model, not a curated record. Lineage: Eukaryota; Viridiplantae; Streptophyta; Magnoliopsida; Fabales; Fabaceae.
CCCUUUUCUGUGUCGCUAAAAAAGAAAUAUAAUAAAAUCCUUAGCCCGAGAAGGGUUCACAGAAACAUGCAUGUCUUUUGGGUCGUUACUAGUUUAAAUUUUGCAUGGGAAUAAGCACGUCAAGGCUGCAACCAGAUUCUGGUUGGAUAACAAAAAAAAGUGAGAGAAGAAGCUUGUGCUCCAAGCUCACCACCAUCUUUUUCUUUCCAUUCUCUCUCUAUAGUCUAUAUAACCUUUAAUAGUUUUCUAUAUACAAAAGCAAAGCAUCUCUUCUCGCUCCUCCACAUUGUUUUGCUUUCCCUUGCAAGUUUCAAUUCAACCUUUUCUUUACUCACACCACACCACACCACAGUUCUUAGCUGCCUCUUUUUCCUUUAUAGACCGAUUAACGUACAAUUAACAUUGUCGGUUGCAUCUUUCUGUGCAAAAUCCACCCAAAGUUAAUUGGAAUCUCCACCUUAUCCUACUAUUAAACCAUUAGUUAAUCUCGGUCAAGAGUUCAACCUUUUAGUUCUUCCUGGCCCAACACUUUUUCAACUGUUCCUAUUUUGAAAUGCAUCAUGACAAACCCAUGUCAUAUGUCUUUCAUAUUAGGCCCCACUUUUGAUCACAUUGAAUAGUUCUCGACUUCUCUCCUUUGCUUAGUUUAGUUUAGUUUCGUUCUUCAAUGCAUUGUUUUGUUGACAUUUCGUAAGGGGAAGAAGCAUAACAAUAUUAACAACAAAAUCUAUUUUACGGUGAGAAAAUCUGAAGUAAGGAAAUGAGGUUUGUGACAGGCUCUCCCAAAGGCACGUGGCAACCCAUCGUGACUUCGGAUACAACCAUGAAGAGUUACUGGCUGAAUUGGAGGGUUUUGGUUUGUGCCAUUUGGGUUCUGAUUUCAGCUAUCGUUUCAUUAUUGAUUAUAUUGAGGUUUGAAGUUUCACGGAAGGUAGCAAGGGAUGAUAACAAGGAAAGGCAGAGAGAAAAGUCGUGGACUUUGUAUGAGGAUGAAGUUUGGAGGCCUUGCUUGAAAGGAAUCCACCCUGUGUGGUUGCUGGGGUUUAGAGUUUUUGCAUUUGUUGUGCUUUUGGUGCUUCUCAUACUCACUGCUACUGCGGACGGAGGAAGCAUUUUCUACUUUUAUACUCAGUGGACUUUUGCUGCAAUCACCAUUUAUUUUGGGCUGGGAUCUUUGCUCUCCAUGCAUGGAUGUUAUCAACAUCAUAAAAAAACCAGCGGUGAUAAGGUUGGAAAUGUUGAUGGAGAUACAGAGCAAGGAAUUUAUGAUGCUCCUACACCCCCACAGAGUUCUAAUCCCUCCAUUCAUGAAAAAGGCUUAGGAGCCCCACAAGAACAUCUUGUUCGCCAACCUGCAGGCACCUGGGGCUAUAUCUUUCAAAUAAUAUUCCAGAUGAAUGCAGGUGCUGUAAUGCUCACAGAUUGUGUGUUUUGGUUCAUAAUUGUUCCGUUUCUAUCCGUCAAAGAUUACAACAUAAAUUUGCUAAUCAUAAGUAUGCACACCAUCAAUGCUGUUUUCCUGCUAGGCGACACGGCUUUAAAUUCCCUGAGGUUCCCUUGGUUUCGAAUAGGAUACUUUUGCAUGUGGACAAUCACAUACGUGAUUUUCCAGUGGAUUGUUCAUGCUUUUGUUAAACUCUGGUGGCCAUAUCCAUUUCUUGAUUUGUCGUCCCGAUAUGCUCCACUAUGUUACUUUUCCAUGGCAUUGCUGCAUAUUCCGUGCUAUGGCAUAUUCGCUUUGAUAAUGAAGCUGAAACACAGCGUGUUGUUGACGCGGUACCCUGACUCGUACCUAUGUGUCAGAUGACUCUGGCUUCGGACUAAAUGAAACUUCAAUCGUAGAAAAAGGGAAGAGAAGUAGUGGUGAGAAAAUAGUAAAAAAAAAAAGAAGAAGGAAUAUAUUGAGAUUUGAGAAGGUUGGUUCAUAUAUUGAGGUGAGCAAAUAUACAGAAAAGUGUAUAAGUUUUUUCGUUUUGUUUUUUGUUUUUUUGGAAUAUUAGUGGUUGAACAAGCAAAGAAAAUUUUGGCCGUUACUUUCUAUCAGCAUUUCUUAAAAGAUGGCAUGUAUGUAAUAGACCAUGAAUUCUAAGGACUAUAUAAUUCUGAGUGCAUUGAUUUACUCAUUA